This is a messenger RNA of Larimichthys crocea (large yellow croaker), 1137 nucleotides long. It is a transcript of the gene fadd, whose product is annotated as Fas (tnfrsf6)-associated via death domain. Gene Ontology annotation, molecular function: caspase binding; death receptor binding. Gene Ontology annotation, biological process: positive regulation of innate immune response; extrinsic apoptotic signaling pathway; regulation of apoptotic process. NCBI's taxonomy places the organism in Eukaryota, Metazoa, Chordata, Actinopteri, Sciaenidae. The coding region runs from base 231 to 815 and encodes 194 amino acids. The record is from RefSeq and is a predicted model, not a curated record. The transcript is spliced from 2 exons. Gene Ontology annotation, cellular component: CD95 death-inducing signaling complex.
UUUGUGUUUCUGAUGACUGUGAACUUCAGCUUCAACACAAUGCAUUCAAUACAUAUUCAAAGUCAGAUCAGACCAGAUCAGAUCAGUUCAGAGAGCCUGGUGGAGCUAUGAGGAGAUCAGCUGGACUCACAGAGCAGCCAAACAAACGGAAGUGAAAGUAAAAGCGGAGUGUUUCCUCCUCAGACUGUGUGUGUAUGUGUGUGUCGGUGCAGUGACUGUCUGUGGCCAACAUGAGCUCGUUCCACUUUAACGCCGUUUUGCUGGACAUUUCGAACCAGCUGUCGGGGGAGGACCUGAGCAGCCUUAAGUUUCUGUGCAAGGAGCUGAUCGGGAAGAGGCAGCAGGAGCACAUCGACACCGGAAGAAAGCUCUUCCAGGUCCUGACGGAGAGAGGCCAGCUGGGAGCGGACAACAGGCAGCCCCUGCACGACCUCCUCCUCCGCAUAAAGCGGCAAGACCUGUGCGACAAGUUAACCCACUUUGAGAGUCCGGCUGAGCCCGCGGACCCGCAACCGGACGACGAGGAGAGAGCCAAACUGGAUAUUGCCACUGAGGUGAUUGCUGAGAAUCUGGGAAAGAGUUGGCGUAAACUGGGCCGCAAACUAGGUUUGACUGAUGUUAAGCUGGAGUCCAUUUCUAAGAGGCAUCCCACGGAGCUGGAGGAGACAGCAGUGGAGCUGCUGAAGGAGUGGAGGAAGAAUCGUGGAGCUGAGGCCCAAACAGAAGAGCUGAUAAAAGCCCUGAGAGCCUGCCAGUUCAACCUGACUGCUGAUAAAGUGAUGAGCAGACUCGAAAACUUGCAAACCUCUGGCUGAUUUACAGAUCAGAUAACUUUGAGAAUAGGAAUGAAAGCUGUGAUUUAGACAGUUAUAUGCAGAUAUAUAUAUAUAUAAAAGAAUCAUCUUUGGUAAGUUGAAUAUUGACUUCCUGAUUGAAACAUGCACCAGAGUGAGAGAAAGUGUGUGAUCAGAGCUCGUCCCUCGUGUUUUCAAUGAAGAUGAAUUGAUUUAUUAAAUAAUAAUACGCUGAAGGGGAGAAAUUGCAGGUGGUGGAUAGCAAUAUUCAAAGCUAGCCUGCUUAUAAACACUUACAGAGUAAUCAUUUUUACUUUAUAAUAAAAUGCAAAUUGUAUCAACA